UUUAAGUGUGAAGGGACUAUAAUAUAAAUUGACAACCCUUAAAAAUAGGUUGAGGCUCACACAAUUUACAUGAUCUGGUCUCACUACAAAAAAGGUGCUAAAAUAAGCCAACUCGUCCCGAGACCUCAAGAAACAAAGGCGGGAAAUGAACAAACAGAGUAUCUGGUGAAACUCAUGUAACAAAGCGAUGAGCGACUCCGAUGAAGAUGCGCGUGAGGAAGUGCGUCAGAUAAAGCACGGAGAGCUGCGGGCGGCAGUAAGCGCCGGAGAUGAGCGGACUGUGCGGGUCCUGCUGGCGGCCCUGGGGACUGAGCGGCAGAUUAUAGUCAAUAUGGCUCCAUCAGGAGCGAAUACCCUACUUUUCAUAGCCUGCCAGUCGGGCUAUGAGAGCAUCACCCAGCGGCUGCUGGAUGCUGGAGCGGAUGGCCGCUCCCAUGCCGUCACCAGGUACUCACCGCUUUACGCGGCCGUCCACAGCGGUCACUUGGGCAUCGCCCGGCUGAUGCUGGAUCGCUUCCCGGAGCUCAUUCAGCAGCCGACUGUCGAGCGCUGGCUCCCGCUGCACGCGGCCUGCAUCAAUGGACACAUCAAGCUGCUGGAUCUGCUCAUCGGCUACAGCUAUCCCGACUACCUCUACCAGACAUAUCGAGACGAGGAGGGCCAGUGGGAGUGGAGACUGCCCUUUGACGCCAACGCCCACGAUGUGACAGGUCAGACCAGCCUGUACAUAGCCAGCAUUCUGGGAAACAAGCAGCUGGUUGGGGUACUCCUCAAGUGGCAGCUUCACUGCCGCCGCACGUUGGGCGAUUCCGCCAGCUCGGUGAGCACUCCAAUCACUCCGACCAGGAAACGCAUUUCGUUUGGCAUUCAGGCCAUCAUGUCAAAGCUGCACAUAUCUGGUGAAUCGGAAGGACCCGAGGAACAGGCUGCCCAGGAGUCCACAGAAUGCCAAAGAUGUCCCAUCAACGUAAAUCUGCUGUGUGGCGCGGCAAGGGAAACAGCUCUGCUGGCGGCGGUUCGGGGUGGCCACUUGGAUGUGGUGCAGGCCCUUUUGCAGCACGGAGCAAAUCCCAAUAUCGUGGCUAAGCCAGUGGAGGAUCACAACGACCCCAAGUGUUGCGAGGAGAUAUACGGUCUGAGCAAUGUCCCCAUUGCCGAGGCGUGCAAGCAAAGGUCGCUAGCAAUGUUAGAUCUCCUGCUGAAACAUGGAGCCCGUGACGAAAAUGGUUCGGCCAUUGGCAUGGCCAUCACUGGCGGCGAUGAGGCCAUCCUGAGCCGCCUGUUGGCUCGCCGCGUCCAUCCGGACUCGGACUACAAGAUCAACAAGAAGGGCCUACCGACACCGGUGGAGGUGAAUGUGUUCUUGCCGUCCACCAGCAACAUAUCCUACAGCGCCAUGUUUCCCAAUGUGCCCACUAUUAUCGACUGGCACAGUUUGGGCUCCAGCGUUCAGUUGUCAGUAGUAAGGGUUCCCUGGAUGGUCAGCGGAGUGCUGCUCCUGAAUCCCAAGCUGCAGUCGCACGCCCGUCUUAAUGAGGUUGCUCUGACCGCCAUCACGCGAAUCGACUUCUCGCACAAUGUUCUCACAGCAAUUCCGCAGGAGUUGUUCCAUCUGGUUAGCCUAAAGUAUCUUAAUGUGGCUCAAAACAGGAUAACCGAUCUGCCCGCGCCGAUGGGUAAGGCGUAUGCCUGUCCCGUUUUGGAUGAGCUUUUCCUGCAGGACAACCAAUUAACAACAUUACCGGCUGCCAUCUUUCACCUUCCCGCUCUCUCUAUUCUGGAUGUUUCAAACAAUAAGCUGCAACAGCUACCUUUUGACCUGUGGCGUGCGCCCAAGCUGCGCGAACUGAAUGUGGCCUUCAAUCUGUUGAGGGAUCUUCCUGUGCCGCCGAUGCAGACGAGCAGCUCGCUUCUGAGCCUGGACAAACUACAACUGCAAAGUUUCGAGGAGCCGCACUCAAACAAGCCGCGCAACGUGACCGAGCAGCGGCUUACCCAUCGGAAUUUGUGGUCCGCAUCUUUGGACAUAACCGACAACGACAUGAAGUGGCAGCAUGACCAGGAUUUCGGAGAUGGAAAGACUCCUGGAAUGGGCUCUUCACAGCUGAGUAGUCUGAACAUAGCGAACAACCUGUUCACUAGCAUUCCCGCUGCUCUGCCCUGCCUGGCGGUUAACUUGACCCGGCUGAACAUGUCGUACAACAGCCUGCGUUCCAUGGGCCACGUAACAAGCUAUCCGGCCACGCUGAAGCAGUUGGAUCUGAGCCACAACGAGAUCUCUUGCUGGCCAAGCCUGCCCCGGAUAACCGAAUCGGAUCCGCACCUAUUAUGUUACAGUUGUGUCCAGCUGCCGGAGGGUCGGGAGGAGGAGCAAUCCUACAAGACGGCAUCCUCGAAGGGCAGCUGCUCCUCCGUCACUUCCUUCCGGGCCUCGGUUUUGAAGAGCGUCUGCCGGCACAGGCGUCAUCUGCGCCUGGAGGCGCUGCGCACGUUGAUCCUGGCGGACAACCUGCUCACACGCAUCCAGUUGUCGACUGACGACGCCACAACGCUGUUCAACGAGAGCGAGGACGCCGACUGGAGUGUGGUGGGCGUGAACCGGUCCAAGGUGAUAUUCCCCAACCUGUCCAUGCUGGACAUGACCAACAACUGCCUGAAGGAGAUCCCUGCCUCGCUGCACGAGCUGAGCAGUCUGUCAGUGCUGAACAUCAGCGGCAACGUGAACAUCACAGAGCUGCCGCCGCAUUUGGGGCUUCUCUCGCGACUUUGGAAUCUCAACACGCGCGGCUGCCUGCUGCAGGAGCCACUGCGCUCAAUGAUCGAGAGCAAGAAGCACAAGACGAUGGACAUCGUGGGAUACCUUAAGUCCAUAUACGAGGAUGCCCAGCCUUACGCGAGAAUGAAGCUGAUGGUUGUGGGCGUGGCUGGAAUCGGCAAGAGCACUCUGCUGGACUUGCUGCGCCAGGGAGCGGGUUCCGGAUCCAGCUACAGUUCGCACAGAUCUCGCGCCACCGAAAACCAUUGGGCCAAGCGAAUGGGACACGCGCGCAGCACCUCUCGAUCGCACCGUCAUUCGUCCGCCUCCAGCGCGAAUAUAUCCACGGUGGGCGUGGACAUCGGCACCUGGAUUUGUGAGAAGCGGAAGCGAGCGCCCGGCUCCCACGGCCCGGUGGUGUUCCGAACUUGGGAUUUUGGUGGCCAGAAGGAGUACUACGCCACCCACCAGUACUUCCUGUCCAAGCGGAGUCUGUACUUGGUGCUGUGGCGUAUCAGCGACGGCCACAAGGGGCUGGCCGAACUGCUGCAGUGGCUGGGCAACAUUCAAGCGAGGGCGCCCAACUCUCCCGUCAUCAUUGUGGGCACACACUUCGAUGCGGUCGGCGAGUCCAUCUCUCCUCAGCAGGCAGAGCAGCUGCAGCAACUGAUUCGGGAGAAGUUCAUCGCCAUUCCCGAUGCGGAAAAGAUCGGGCUGCCACGAGUGAUUGACUCGAUCGAAAUUAGUUGUCGUUCCCUACAUAACAUCCACUUGUUGGCCAACAUCAUUUACGACACCGCGAUGCAAUUGCGGUCGCCCGGCUCCAAGGAGCCCAUGCUGCUGCAAAAGAUCCCCGCCAGCUACAUUGCCCUAGAGGACAUUGUGAAUGUUAUUGCCUGCAAUCUGCGCGCGGCAGGACGAGAUCCUGUCCUGGACGGCGAGCAAUACAGACGCUUGGUCACCGAACAGAUGCGACUGCACAAUUACAAGAGUUUUCGGGAUGCCGCCGAGCUGCAGCAGGCCACCACGUGGUGCCACGAGAAUGGCGUUUUGCUGCACUACGACGAUGCCACGCUCAGGGACUACUACUUCCUCGACCCGCAGUGGCUAUGCGACAUGCUGGCCCAUGUGGUCACCGUGCGGGAGAUCAACCCAUUCGCCCCGACGGGUGUGAUGAAGUUGGACGAUCUCCAGCUGCUCUUCCGCAGUGUACAGCUUCAAGGAAACGGGAACAGGAGCUACAUUGUCAGCUUGUUGAACAAGUUCGAAGUGGCUUUGACGUGGGACUCGAGGACUCUACUCAUUCCCUCUCUGCUGCCGUUGCAAGAAGCAGCCACACCCAACGCUGGUAGCACAGUGAAGCUUUCGCAACGUUCCCGUGGCCGUAGCUUAGGUUGCUCCGUUUCACAGGAAGUGAAUCUUAAUAAUCUGAUCUACGAGCAAAGGUCCACUACUUCAGCAUCUUCUUCGGCUACUGCUAGUCAGGGACUGCGACGCAUUCUUCUAAUGACUUAUUUUCCGUCCGGAUUCUGGUCGAGAUUGAUCACGCGUAUUCUAGCCGAUGAACAGAUCAUCGAGGCGAUUCGCGGCGUUUAUGUGGCUUCGCAAGAUAAGUAUGUGGAGUUUGAUUUGCGCACCUCAUUGGAGCAGGACACCCAGUGGAAUCUGUGGCAGACAGGCUUAGCCCUGUACUAUGGACCAAUUUUAAUAUUUAAGAUCUGGGAAGUCCCCUUUCAAAACACAGAACGAACGCAACCCUUCCGCGCAAAUGGAAACCGCUUUAAGCUAAAACUGGACGGAAUUUGGAGCGACGUUAAUCUGAGCUCGUCCAGCAUUCUGGAGGUGUACUUUCCACUUUACGAAGUGAACAUAUCCCAGGAGGUGGAUGACCGAGAACGUCAGCUGCUGGCCGAGCUUCAGCCGCACGUGUCCCAGGUGGCAAAACUGUUGGCCCUGGCAGUGGAUCACAUUGAUUUGCUUCUAGAGGACUGGUAUCCUUCGCUGGGCACGCGGUUUGUUCACACCUCGGAGGGUCGUUUCCUGAUCACUCGUUUGGUGUUGUGUCCGCGCUGUCUCUGGAAACUGCAGUUGCAGCACAGCAAUGAACCCGUGGAUCGGGAGCAGCCUCCAAUGGGAUGCAAUAGACCAAGUCGGAGCAGCAGACGCGGAGCGGGAGCGUACUUCUUGCACGGAGUCGGUGAUCCUGGUGAGGAUGGAGCCUUAAACGUAUUCUCCGCAUAUCUCAACGCCACAGCAAGGAGGGAGCGACGAUCUGAGGAUUCAUUGGGUGCCGGCUCGGAUGCGGACUCGGGCGUGGGUCCCGAUUCCGCCGGUUCUUCGCGCAACACCUCGGUUGACGGACACCCAGGCUAUCACCUGCCCGACAACUCGAACGUUUGCUACGCCUGGAUGAUUGAGGAGUGCAUCCUGUCCGUUUACAAUCAAAGCAAGAUCAGCUGUCCGGUGCAUCUCGAGCAGUCGAUGGCCCAACUAGCUCCGGACGUCAUAUUUGCUGAUAUACCUGAUAAGCACACUAUUCCUCCGGAGUGCAUCAUCAAGGGAUCGAUGCUCGGGCGCGGUGCCUUUGGAUUCGUCUUCAAAGCGAGUUGCAAGAUAAGGGGCGCCAGAUCCUUCAAGCCGGUGGCCAUGAAAAUGCUUCAGCCAGUGCCCCCCGGAGCUCGGGCCAAGGAGAGCGCUCUGAUGGCCUUUAAGGUGGCUCUGGGCAAGUGGGACCGGGAUCCGUUGCAGCACUCCUGCAAAGCCUACUGCACCGCUCGCCAGGAACUGGCCGUACUGCUAACGCUUAAGCACCCCAACAUAGUGCCCCUGGUGGGGAUCUGCAUAAAACCGUUGGCCUUGGUUCUGGAACUAGCUCCUUUGGGCGGUCUGGACGCCCUGCUGCGACAGUACCGACGCAGUGGCGCUCACAUGGGUCCGCAUACGUUCCAGACCCUUGUCCUGCAGGCGGCACGGGCCAUUGAGUAUCUGCAUCGUAGAAGGAUCAUCUACCGCGAUCUAAAGUCGGAAAAUGUGUUGGUUUGGGAGCUGCCGCAGCCGCACACUGAGGACAGUCCUCGGAAUCAUGUGCACAUUAAGAUUGCCGACUACGGCAUCAGCAGACAGACUGCACCCAGCGGAGCCAAGGGAUUUGGUGGCACCGAAGGCUUCAUGGCUCCCGAGAUCAUACGCUACAACGGUGAGGAGGAAUAUACCGAGAAGGUGGACUGCUUCUCCUUUGGCAUGUUCAUAUACGAGAACAUCAGCUUACGGCAACCUUUCGAGGGGCACGAGUCCAUUAAAGAGUGCAUUUUGGAGGGCAGUCGUCCGGCACUGACGCAGAGGGAGACGCAGUUCCCCACCUGCUGUCUGGACCUGAUGGUCCUUUGCUGGCACGAACAGCCGCGUCGCAGACCCACGGCCAGCCAGAUUGUGUCCAUACUCAGUGCCCCGGAGUGCAUUCACCUGCUGGACGUGGUGGCCAUGCCGCACAGCGAGAAGAUUGUGUGCGGAGUGUUUCAGUCGCUGGUCGGCGUGGGCGAUGAGGAGCGGUGCGGACUCGAGUUGUGGCUGCCCUCCUUCGGCUCCCGCAUCGACAUACUGGACUGUACCCCUGCCGGCAGUUUGCAGCAGUGCCACAGCAUCAGUUGUUCGCCGCAGCCACAGGUGGCGCCGCCGCCCAAGACUCCUCCCGAAAAUGGGGCCCACUCACGAGCCCGAUCCGCUCAACGCUCGCCCAAAAUGAACAUGCUGUGCUGCUGCCUGGUGGGCGAGGCCAUCUGGAUGGGCGACGUUUCUGGCAACCUGCAUGCCUACAGCACCACCACCUACGCCCACUUGUUUUCUUACAUGCUCGACCCGGCCAUUAAGUCAGCUGUGGUCAGUCUAGUCUACAUGGAGCGGAUAGCUCGCGUGGCCGUGGGCACACACAAUGGUCGGGUAUUCCUGGUGGACGCCACUCAAGUGCCCAGCAAUUGCGCCUUCGCCGAGGGCUCGUUUGUGCUCACGGAGAUAUGUUCUGGCUUUGUACUGCACUCCGCUUGCUCGGUUUUUGUGGAUGGAAACUAUGAAUUGUGGUGCGGCGAAAUUGCCGGAAAGAUAAAUGUGUUUCCGUUGAACGAGACCGGAGUGUCCGGCCAUCAGGCUCUGUGUCAUAGCGAGGAGCCCAAUCUUAUCGAGGACGUCAAGGUGGCCCGCAUGUGCAGCAACGACAGCCACGUCUUCAGUUGCCUGUAUCCCGGCUGCAUGGUGUACCAGUGGGGCGUGGUCUCCAAGCGAAUUGAGAACAAGCUGGACUGCUCCAAGCUGCUGCCCUGCUCCGAAUCCCUGCAAAGCAUUGCGAUCGAUGAGCACGUGAACCUGAUCAAGUGCCAGAUUUCGGCACUGGCCGCUCACAGCACGGAGCUAUAUAUAGGAACCACCUGGGGUUGCCUAAUCGUGGCCGAGCUGAACACCCUGCGCCCUAUCAGCGUGUUUCGCCCCUACGAAAAUGAGAUAAAAUCCAUAAUAACGCUUUCUAAUGACAAGGUGCCCCUGAUCGCUACGAUCGGAAGACGGUACCGCUCCCUUAUCUCACGCUACGUAGACUCUACUGAGGCAUCCACUAUGUGCUCUGCCGUCAGCACACCCACUCAUGGUGCAGCCAAAUCCGUGCCACCGGCGGAUGUGGACAAUCACAUUCAUUGCCUGCUGUGGCGCGCCAAGCACUGGACCUAAUCUCGAUCUCAUUCGAACCAUUUGUUGACGUAUUGUAUUUAUUAAUCCACUAACACAUACACAAAAUUGUUAAAUAAGGUGCUAGAAACGAAGAAUGGUCGCUGAUAACUAUUUAGUUGCUAUCAAAUUUUAAUUGUCUCUGCUUUUUUGAGUAAGCUUUUAGUAGAAAGUAAUAGUUUUAUCAAUUUAAAUUUGGGUUUCUCGCCAAGUUGGUGGUGCAAUAUAAUUUAUACUGAUCUUGUAUAUCAUAAAAAAAGCUUCGUGUUUUGAAACAGUUUAUAUAUUUAUUUAAAUUUAAAUUCUUCAUAAAACACCUAAAAAGGUUUGCUUUCAAUAUUUUACUUUUUAGCAACAAUAGCCAUUUCAAGUUAGUUUACAAGAUUUCAUAUACA
Messenger RNA from Drosophila gunungcola (fruit fly), 7860 nucleotides. RefSeq names its product leucine-rich repeat serine/threonine-protein kinase 1 (gene Lrrk). Gene Ontology annotation, molecular function: ATP binding; protein binding; protein kinase activity. The record is from RefSeq and is a predicted model, not a curated record. Gene Ontology annotation, biological process: protein phosphorylation. The coding region runs from base 188 to 7468 and encodes 2426 amino acids. The transcript is spliced from 12 exons. NCBI's taxonomy places the organism in Eukaryota, Metazoa, Arthropoda, Insecta, Diptera, Drosophilidae.